UCAAAACGACAUCGCUUGAAGAGAGUAGUUGACGAAAGUUGGACCCUAGCCGAUGCUAUCGGGGGGACUAAGCCACUGAUGCGACCAAGAAUGGCGAAAUCACUGCCUAAAUCCAAAACCCUAGAUUUCACUUCCAUCCACCACCAUCAUCCCCUCGUAGAUGCUGACUAUGAAACAUCUCCUGCUCUUCUUCUUCACCUUCCUCCACAUAUUCUACGAAAAUUGGGUCCCUAACCCCUCCUGCAACGUGGUUCACAGUGGCAACAAUCAAGAAAUCGAUCAGGGAGACCUUACAAAAGUGGAAGAUGAUCUUAAGGUUAUGAUGGUCGCUGAUUUGCUCUUGACGGGACAUGAAACAGCAUCUGGAUCCUUUGAUCUACACUUGAAAGACUUCUUCUUUUCUCGAUUCUUCAGAAAAUCAUUUGAAUUCCUGAAGCCUGAUAUGCUGAUUGUAUUAGGAGACGUAUCUGCACAAGGAGCAAAGUUAAGUACAAGCAAAUGGUCAUUUGUGCUACAAGAAUUUCACAGUCUGUUGGGUCCAUUUCUUGACCUACCAUACCAUGUCGUUCCUGGAGAUAGAGACAUCGGAGAAUGCAAUGGCCUGAAAGAAAAAUCUGUCAACAAAAUAACUAGAAAUUUUCCAGGAUUGGAUUCCGGUGGUUGUGGUGCAUUUGAAAUUGGUAAUGUUAAUUUUGUCUCACUUAACUCCGUGGCAUUGCUAUGUGGAAACAGCGACCUACGUUUUAGUGUUGAAAAGGCUCUGGAAAGAGAACGUAUAGAAAUGGAAACGGAAAGCACAAUUGAUGAGUCCUCCGGAAUCAAGAUUCCAAAGUAUGACAUUAAUUGGAGAGAAAACACAAUGUCUUCCGGUUCGGGUCCUGUACUUUUGCUCCACUUUCCAUUGCAUCAAACAGAAAACAACUCAAGACCCGAACCAUCAAAAACAAGCCAACAUAUUGGGGUUGGACCAUAUGAAUUAUCACAAAGGCUUCCACCAAAUGCAACUGAAUAUAUCUUCCAUGCUCUUAGGCCUAGGAUGGUUUUUAGUGCACAUGCUCAAAGUUUUUCAGAUCGGAUUCAUCCAGAUGGGACCCGCGAGAUAGUUGUUCCUGCCAUGUCAUGGGAUACAGGGAAGAACCCUGCUUUUGUUGCUGUAACCUUUAGAAAGAAUAAGAAUGCUACUUCUGCCAUUGUUAGCCAUUGCAAGCUUGCUGGAAGAUCUCAUGUUCUACUGUUUUACAUGUCUCUAUUCUUUCUGCUCAUAUUAACUGUUCAAACAGCUUUAAGAAGUUGAUAUAAAUUGGCCUCUCAAAUUCAUGAACCAUUUGCUUUCACAGGAAAUGACUACAGUGUAAUUUGUCA
Molecule: messenger RNA, 1362 nt
Organism: Lactuca sativa (garden lettuce)
Lineage: Eukaryota; Viridiplantae; Streptophyta; Magnoliopsida; Asterales; Asteraceae
Biological process (GO): GPI anchor biosynthetic process
Source: RefSeq, a predicted model, not a curated record